CCACGCGGUCACAUCACCGGACGAGACGUCACGUAUCCCACAGUCCUGUGCGUCUUCCCAGUGAACAGAAAUGGCGUCGAGAGCACCAGCAGCAACCAGCAGGCUCCUGGUGGGCUUCAGGAAGUGGUACUACAAUGCAUGCGGUUUCAACAAACUUGGCUUGAUGCGGGAUGAUACCAUCAACGAGGACAGUGAUGUGAAAGAAGCAAUUCGUCGGCUUCCAGAACAAGUUUACAAUGACAGAAUGUUCCGUCUCAAGAGAGCUCUGGAUCUUUCAAUGAAACAACAGAUUCUUCCCAAGGACCAGUGGACUAAAUAUGAGGAGGAUGUGUUUUACCUUGAGCCCUAUCUGGAGGAGGUUAUCCAUGAAAGGAAGGAAAAAGAGGAGUGGGCAAAGAAGUAGGAUGAGUGUGAAGAGACUGAAGCUCCUCUUUGGUGUGAUGUCUGGUGUCUUGUAUUUAAAAGAAAAUGUAUUAUGUGAUGAGUCCCUAUACUUAUUAAAAUUUCCUUUCUGACAA
Molecule: messenger RNA, 518 nt
Organism: Carassius carassius (crucian carp)
Lineage: Eukaryota; Metazoa; Chordata; Actinopteri; Cypriniformes; Cyprinidae
Gene: uqcrb
Product: cytochrome b-c1 complex subunit 7
Exons: 4
Coding region: 71-403 (110 amino acids)
Biological process (GO): mitochondrial electron transport, ubiquinol to cytochrome c
Source: RefSeq, a predicted model, not a curated record